AUGUCCGAAACAAUUGUUACUGAUCAAACAGCUGCGCCAGCUGUUUUGGAAAGAUGGGAACGAGAUUUUUCUCGGACAAAAACUGAUGGUAUCACAUAUGAUUACAUCAUUGUUGGUUCUGGUUCAGCUGGUGCUGUCUUAACUAAUCGUCUGUCAGAAGAAAAUGAUAAGCGUAUUCUUCUUAUUGAAGCUGGUGGUGUCGAUACGAAGAGCGAAAUACACAUGCCAGCUGCUUAUUCUACUCUUCAACGUAGUGAUAUUGAUUGGCAAUAUAAAAGUGUGCCUCAACUUUAUUCACAUUUUGGUUGUAUUAAUCAACAAAGUUAUUGGCCACGUGGUAAAGUUUUAGGUGGAUGUUCUUCUAUAAAUGCUAUGCAAUAUGUUCGUGGUGAUCCUCAUGAUUAUGAUAAUUGGCAAUUACCAGAAUGGUCAUUUCAAGAAAUGUUAAAAUAUUUUAAAAAAUUGGAACGUGCUGAUCCAAACACAAUUCCAAGAAACGAGAAAUUUCGCAAUCAUGAUCAAGAAAAUGGAAUGAUGAAUGUUACUUUAAUUGACGAUCCCAAUCCAAUAAAUCGAUUAUUUAUUGAAGCAUGUAAAAAACAUGGAUUUCAUGAAAGUAAAGAUUAUAAUGCCGAAGAAAGUCUUAAUGGAUGUGUAGGAAUGUCACAAGUUUCAACAAAAGAAGGAAAACGUUGGUCAACAGCAAGUGGUUAUCUUUUAAAAGCAGUAAAACGACAAAAUGUUGAUUUACUUACAAAUACACAUGUUUGUCGAGUAGUAUUUGAUAAACAGCAACAAGCAAUUGGUGUCAUUGUUAAACGUAGUAAUUCAUUGGAUCAAGAAGAAUUUAUCAAAGGUAAAGAAGUCAUAUUAUCAGCAGGCGCAAUUGGAAGUCCUCAUAUACUUCUUCUCUCUGGUAUUGGUCCAAAAGAAGAAUUAGACAAACAUCAGAUACCAAUAAUUGUUGAUUCGCCGGGUGUUGGUAAAAAUUUACUAGAUCAUAUGUUCACUCUUCUAGUGUGUCUGACUCAAAUACCAACGUCUUCAGUUAAUGAUGCAACAGCCGAGAAUUUACAAAAAUGGGCAAUGCAAGGAAAAGGUCCAUUAGCAUCAUGCGUUAUUCAAUCACUGGCGUGGUGUCAUUCAAAUGGAAACGAUAAGACACAAACACCCAAUCUUCAAAUACAUUUUUCCCCAGGUACACCUGAUGCUGAAGCUUUUAAGAACGUGAACAUAAAACCAGAAUUUUAUGAACACUAUAUCAAACGAAAUAUCAUUGAUGAUUGGCAAUGGACUGUUCUUUGUUCGCCUACACUUUUGCAUCCAAAGUCCAAGGGUGAAAUUAUACUAGCAAGUCGUGAUCCUCUCGUACAUCCAAUUAUCAAUCCAAAUUAUUUACAAGACAAAGAAGAUGUUCAAAUAUUGGUUGAAGGAUGUAAACUAAUUGAGAAAAUUAUUCAAAGUGAACCGCUGAAUAAUAUAUUAAAAUCAGGAAUAAAAAUGAACGCAGACGAAUCAAUAGAAAACGAAGAUCAAUUUUGGGAGUCAUUCGUUCGAAAGUAUUCUCUUACGGUCUAUCAUCCGGUUGGUACUUGUAAAAUGGGAAAACAAGAAGAUUCCAUGAGUGUUGUAACUUCUGACACACGAGUCAAAGGUGUUAAAGGUUUACGUGUGGUUGAUGCAAGUAUUAUGCCAAGUCUUGUCUCAGGAAAUACAAAUAUUCCAGUAGUUGCUUUAGCAGAGAGAGCAGCUGAUUUAAUUAAGAACAAUGCUUAA
Rotaria sordida is the source of this 1776-nucleotide messenger RNA. NCBI's taxonomy places the organism in Eukaryota, Metazoa, Rotifera, Eurotatoria, Philodinida, Philodinidae. The record is from the annotation of a GenBank genome assembly.